Adineta ricciae is the source of this 1434-nucleotide messenger RNA. The record is from the annotation of a GenBank genome assembly. Lineage: Eukaryota; Metazoa; Rotifera; Eurotatoria; Adinetida; Adinetidae.
AUGGCUGCUCAAACAAAACUAAUUAUGAUUACAACAAAUACAGAUAUUAUUCGACAGUUUUCUUCGAAUACUCUUCCAAACACAAUUAUUAUUGAUUUGAAUAAUUGUCAACAAGUCCAUACAAAAACAAAUGCUAAUGAUAUUGAUUUAUCUUUUCUGAAACAAUUAACUCAAUUUAAUUCAAACAACAAUGAUGAAGAAUGUCAACGGACACCAACUACAGUUAAACAUAAACUAUCAAAAAGAUCCGAUGAUUUAAUUUGCACAAUUUGCGGAGCUCAAGCCACUGGGUUUAAUUAUGAUGUUCUUUCAUGUGGUUCUUGUAAAAUUUUUUUCUAUCGUCAUGCCCAUCAAGAUUUAAAAAAAUUAAAAUGUUUGACAGGACAAGGUCAAUGUUUAGUUACAUAUAAACUGCGUCGUAAUUGUCCACGAUGUCGAUUGGAUCAAUGUUUAGCAAUGGGAAUGAAAAAGGAUUUUCUCUAUAGUAAAGAAAAAACACAACGAAGAAAACAACGUCUUGAUCAAAAUCGAGUUAAAACUACAAAACAUUCAUCAUCUACAUCACAACAUGUCUCUAUUUCAGAAACUGUGUUAAAAACUUCGAAUAGAAUUGAUAAUUCAUUAAUAGAGAUGAAUAAUAACGACGAAAGUGUGCAUUUUCAACCGAAUAUAUUAAUGAAAACGUUGUCCAUUGCAGAACAUGUGACUAUUGAAAAUGUUCGGUCGUUAUUUUUAUCGAUGUUUCGAAAUGAUACAAUUACACGUUGUAUGCGUAUUGAUGUAUCAAAUCGUGCUUGUGCUUUAACAUCAUGGUCAUAUUUUUUGCAUGAAAUCUUUUUAUCUUUCAUUAAUUUCUUUCGUCAAACUGAUGAAUUCAAAUGUUUGAAUGGUGAUGAUCGCUUUCUUCUAAUUAAAUUUAAUAUUUUUCCCUUAUUUAUACUUUCGAAAUGUAUCAAUUAUCGACCAUCGAAUGAUUGUUGUGCACGUCAAAACUGCAAAGAAGUCGAAAAACAACGUCGAUUCUUUACGUUAUGCGGCGCAGAAAAUAAUUUUCGUGAUGAAUUUGCUGAUCUAAUAUAUUCAUUGGUAAAUGUUACUGAACAAGAUCCAGUUUUAUUAUCAUUUAUUUCGAUAAUUUUUAUUUAUUCUCACGGUUCAUUAUUUAAUGAUUAUGAACCAUUAUUAAAAGAUUCAAUAGCCGUUUAUCGUGCUCAAACGCACUAUACAGAAUUACUGUGGAAUUAUUUGUUGAUUAAAUUCGGUGAACUUCAAGCUUGUAAACGUUUUAGUCGAUUACUCACUGUAAUUUUUCGAUGUCAAUCGACGACAAGAAGAAUGCGAGAGUUUUUUCAUAUUCAAUACGUUCAAGAUAGAACAUCAGGUGCUGUGAAGACAAUUGCACCACUUACAGAAACUGUUCUACUUAUUCCUUAA